AUGCCAACUUCCUCCUUCUCUUCCUACAUCCACAUCUCCUCCAACCUCCCAAAGAAAUCCUUAACCCCAAAAAACCCCUCCCUCCGCCCGAUGAAACCCUCGAAUUCCAACGGAGCGGUAGCGAAGAAGGAGAAGGUGGUGAGGUACAGAGAGUGCCGCAAGAACCACGCAGCCAUCAUCGGAGGCUACGCAGUCGAUGGGUGCAGGGAGUUCAUGGCUGCAGGUGAGGAGGGGACCAGCGCCGCGCUGCAGUGUGCAGCUUGCAACUGCCAUCGGAGUUUUCACAAGCGGGAGGUCGAGACUGAGGUCAUCGUUUGCGAUUGCUCCUCAAAUUCUUAA
This is a messenger RNA of Asparagus officinalis (garden asparagus), 339 nucleotides long. Its product is annotated as mini zinc finger protein 2-like. The transcript has a single exon. Gene Ontology annotation, biological process: regulation of developmental process; regulation of DNA-templated transcription. Gene Ontology annotation, cellular component: nucleus. Gene Ontology annotation, molecular function: DNA-binding transcription factor activity; transcription cis-regulatory region binding. The coding region runs from base 1 to 339 and encodes 112 amino acids. The record is from RefSeq and is a predicted model, not a curated record. Lineage: Eukaryota; Viridiplantae; Streptophyta; Magnoliopsida; Asparagales; Asparagaceae.